This is a messenger RNA of Alexandromys fortis (reed vole), 3490 nucleotides long. RefSeq names its product mas-related G-protein coupled receptor member B2-like. NCBI's taxonomy places the organism in Eukaryota, Metazoa, Chordata, Mammalia, Rodentia, Cricetidae. Gene Ontology annotation, molecular function: G protein-coupled receptor activity. The record is from RefSeq and is a predicted model, not a curated record. The coding region runs from base 135 to 1208 and encodes 357 amino acids. The transcript is spliced from 3 exons. Gene Ontology annotation, biological process: G protein-coupled receptor signaling pathway. Gene Ontology annotation, cellular component: membrane.
CUUUCGUGUAGAUGGCUGACUAAGUGGAUACUUCACUUUACCACAGAUCAGCUUGUCACUGCCUGUAUGAAAAAUAGAGGAAAGGCAUGUUUUUUGUUGGCGGCUGACUCUCCGGACAUUUCUGUUAGUGACAGAUGAGCUUACCACCUCCUGGAAACAUAAUGGAGGAAAGGAACACUAGUGGAGAUUUCGUAAGCAAGGAUUCCAACAUCUCAACCUGGGAGACUACCAUCACAGCACGAAAUGGAAGCAUCUACACUGAUUCUUCAUAUUGUAACAUCAUGUUCCAAGCCACGAUUUAUCUUUCCUUUGUCUUUAUACUGGUUGGAUUGGCAGGAAAUGCCAUAGUGAUGUGGCUCCUGGGCUUCCGCAUGCACAGGAAUGCCUUCUCUGUCUACAUCCUCAACCUGGCUGUGGCUGACUUUCUCUUCCUGAGCUUUCAGUUUGUAUAUUGCCUUUUUCUUGUUGUUUACAUUUUCUACUCCAUUUUCAUCUAUAUCCCUUGGUUGUCUUUUGUUCUGUCAAGAUUUGCUUAUCUUUCUGGCCUGAGCAUUCUCAGUGCCAUUAGUGUUGAGCGCUGUCUGUCUGUUUUGUGGCCCAUCUGGUAUCGCUGCCGACGCCCAAGGCACACAUCAGCUGUCACAUGUGCCUUGCUUUGGGCUCUGUCCCUGCUCUUGAGUCUCCUGUAUGGAGAGGCGUGUGGCUUUCUGUUUAAUAGUAUUGACUUUUUUCGAUGUCAGACAUUAAAUUACUUCACAGCUUCCUGGUUAAUAGCUUUAUUUGUGCUUCUCUGUGUGUCCAGCCUCACCCUGCUGGUGAGGAUCGUCUGUGGCUCACAGAGGAUCCCUGUGACCAGGCUGUGUGUGAUCAUUGUACUCACAGUGCUGUUCUUCCUGAUCUUUGGUCUCCCCUUGGGCAUCUACUUUCUCCUCUACCAAUUGUUUGGGAGUUUGCUGUUUAUUAACAUUUGUGAUAUUUAUGUGAUAGUACUCCUAUCCUGUGUUAACAGCUGUGCCAAUCCCAUCAUUUACUUCCUUGUUGGCUCCAUCAGGCACCGCAGGUUCCAGCAGAAGACUCUGAAGCUGUUUCUGCAGAGAGCCCUGCAGUACACUCCUGAGGAGGAGGAAGGUGGAGAGAGAGGCUCUUCAGAAGAGCCUGUAAACACAUUAGUGCAGCAACUAAGAGAUGUUCUGCCUAGAGAAAAGUAGUUUUGAGAGAGAAUUUUUUUCUUAUGUGUGGGCUAUUUUCAUAACCUUGUUCAGUUUGUCACCUGACUUCAAUCAGUUUUUAAAAAAUCAUUUUUGUGGAAGUUGAGUGUCACAAAACUUUUUAUGCAAACACUGACUGCAGCAUUUCUGGAGCUGUCUUACACAAGGUCUCAUCAUAUCCAUUUGAUGGGGCUCUUUGUAAGUGCUCUCGGAGCAAGGACUGUUCCUACUGUUGGGAAAUCCUUCCUUCAUGAGAAUGCACAAAAAUACAGAAAGGUGUUGCUUUUCUUUAGUCACCAAAAUUAUACUGGCUAAAGAACUGUUAUAAUUUGCUAAACUUCCUUUCUUAUAAACAAUCUUUUUCAGUGCUUCAAACAUUAAAUAGAUGUACCUUACAAUGUCAGUUCUUAUUAAUUUCUAUAAGUUUUGAAGAAUUUAUGGAGCUAUAGCUAUUUUAUGUAGCUAUAAUCCUUCUUACACAAUUUGCUUAGUUAACAAGUAUGCAUUUUCAAGAGAAGUCUGUCUUAAACUUCUUUACACCCAGUGGUUUCCUUACCUUCAUUUUCACUGUUUGCCAUUUUCCAAAUUGGAAGACUUUGGUGAGGUAUUGUAUUGAGAGCCAUCUACAUGCAUGCACAUCUGAAGGUAGAGGGAGAAUGUCGUCUGUGGUUCCCUUCACAAUGCCUUGCUUAACAUACUUGGUCAAAUCAUUUCUAUUUCCCUCUUUUCUUUGUCAUGGUUCCCCUCUCCCUGACUGUCUAAUGCCUUAAGACAAAUUUUUAAUGAGGUUCUUUAGACUAGGUUUCCUUGAAAUCAAACUUGCUUCAAAUUUAUGCCAUUAACAGAGUCCAUAUAUUUAUUACUUGAAAAAUGCUUAUUUUAGUAACAUUUUUCUAUAAAAUGAUAUUUACAUUUUAAAGCUGAAGUGUAUGAUAAUUUCAAUUGAAGCACAAUUAAGAGAACACAGUUUGAUCAAAUUGAAAACUGACAAAUUUCCUUAAGAGAGUUUGGGUAGAGGACUGAGAGGCAAUGAAGGCUUAGGAGGUCUCUUUACUCUGCUUAUUCCAUUUCCUGUAUAAUCAUAAUUAUUUCCCUCAGAGGUCAGUACUGUCUAUAUUUCUGUUCUGAACAAAAAUUUAGAUUAUAGAUUGGAGACUUGUAACAUGAAGAUUGGUAUAUAUGUUGUGAAAUGGUUGUUACAGUUGAACAAACUAAUGUAUACAUCAUCUCAUAUACAUAUUCAUUUCUUUCCUUGUGAUUAAGCUUCAAUUUUAGCAAAAGACUUGUGUGCAAUGCACUGUUAUUUCAUAGAGAUCUCAUGCUGUUUACUACUGUGGUGGUUUGAAUCGCAAUGGCCCCCAUAGGGCCAUAUAUUUUAAUUCUUGGUCCCCACUUUGUGAAGCUGUUUGGAAAUGAUGAGGAGGUGGGACCUCAGUUUUGGAGAUGUGUCACUGCGGCAGUGGUGCUGGACAAUUGUCUAUAUUCUGUCAAUUAUGUUUUAAAUAAAUGCUGAUUGGCCUGCAGUCAGGCAGGAAGUAUAGGUGAGACAACCAGACAGGAAGUAGAGGUGGGUCAAUGAGAACAGGAGAACUCUGGGAAUGAGGAAGCCCAUUCCUCCCCAAUCCUAUCCCAACCACAGAAGAAGGAAGAUGUGAUUGCCCUGCUGAAAAAGGUGCCAAGCCAUGUGGCCAACAUAAAUAAGAAUAAUGGGUUAAUAUAAGUUAUAAGAGUUAAUAAGAAGCUUGAGAUAAUGGGCCAAUCAGUUUAUCAUUAAUAUAGACCUUUGUGUAAUUUCUUUGUGGCUAAAAGGCUAUGGGACCUGGUGGGAGGACAGAAACCAGACAGGACAGAAAGCCUCUGACAACAGGGGUGCACUUUGAGGUUUCAAAAAACUACUUUAUUUCCAUUUCCUCUCUUUUUUUCCUUCUUUCUCUCUUAAUUUUCCUUUCUCUCUCUGUAUUAAGCUUGUGGACCAGAUGAAUAUACUCAGCUAUUUAUUCAGUACCAUGCUUGCCUACUUGUUGGCCUACUGCCAGGCUCUUAUGAUAACAGCAAAAGCCUAUGCAUGCCAGUGAGUGGAUUGUUCUGGUUUGAAUAUAAUGAGUCGAAUAGGCACAUGUAUUUGAUUGAUUGGUCCAAAUUUGUAGGAUGUUUGGGAAAGGCCAUGAGAUCAGGGCUUGUUGGAGGAGAUAUGUCACUUGGGGUAGGCUUUUGUGAUUUUAAAAACCUGUCUUUCCCAGUUUGCACUCUAUCCUCUCCACAAUAUGCUUGUGUUUCAGAAG